CUAAUAAAUAACUAUGUUAUGUAUUUGGUUUCACUAUUAUUAAAAUCAUAGCAACUGAUACCAACCAGUUUAUUGCAACUUUACACUACAACAGUUUUCCUGGGGAUGGAAGUGGACUGUAAACCAGAGGACCUGUCGAAGUGUUCCUAUGAAGAACGCUGUGUGGAGCUGGGAGAGGUUAAAGACAUGAGGCUGGAAGCUGAGGCGGUGGUCAAUGAUGUGCUCUUCGCAGUCACAGACAUGCACGUCUCUCACAGUCUUACCAGUGGAGUAGAUGUGGCGCACAUAAACGUUGAAACCAGAGAGGGAAACCGGUAUUACUUAGAGCUCACCGAGGCUGGAUUGAGGGUGGUGGGACACGCCUUUGAUCAGGUGGAUGAAGGUUUGAGCACCCAGUAUCAUGAGACUGUUUACUCACUGUUGGAUUCCCUGAGCCCUGGUUACAGAGAAGCGUUUGGAAAUGCUUUGCUACAGAGACUAGAGAGGCUUAAACAAAAUGGACAGUGAGGGGUUCAGUAUCACUAAACCAUCUGAGCUCGCUAAAAGUUCAACCAAGUCCUGUGCUGCCCUCUGCCUGAAGUAUCAGUGAUGCUUACCGUUUUUAACCUGUUGUUUGUUUUAACAAAACAUCUUGUGAUUAUUUGGAACAUGACUUGCUAGUGAUGUUUUGGAACAUGACUUGCUUGUGAUGUUUUAAGUAUUUCCUGUUUUAUUUAGAGAAGUAUUAUUGGAGGCAGUGCUGUGACACAUGAAGGGCCCAGAUUAAUACUGUGCGUUCAUUUUCAUGGUAAAAUAUUUGGGGACAUUGUCAUUGAAACGAAUGUAUUUUGUGUUAACAUGAAGGUGCACUGACUUUGAUGUAAUUGUGUACUAUCUCCAUACUGUACUUCCAUCAAUGGUGAACAGCAUGGUUCAGUAUGGUCAUUAAAAAGUUGUCUGUUGCCUUACUACUAAAUUCACAUUUUAAAGUUUGAGCUGUCCACAGGGUUGUGGAUCAAUCGUUUUGAAAACUUAAAAAUGACAAUUUAUUCAGUAUCUUACCUUCCCCUGCUCGAUAGUGGUGUCAUAUAAACUCCCUUUUGUUAAUGUAAAAAUGUGUUAAGUCAGCAGAAAGUACUGAAAAGCCAAAACUGAUGAAUGAUGGUAAAAUCCAUUUUCAAACCCUCCAAAAUCUUUUGGGAAAAAAAUGACGAUGACACCUCUGUAGAACAUAAUGAUAAUGUAGGUAUUGGUCUUUUUUCUUAAAUCAGUCCCAAGCAUAAAAGAUGGUGCAUUUUAGCACUAAAGCUGUACUGGCAACACCCCAAUUUCUAUUGUAAAGACUGAGAAAUUCUCAUGGUUGAUUAAACAUAUCACACAAUAUGUAAUCUGAAUAGUGGGUGUUUUUAAGUGUUUAAAAAAUAUUUUUAGGGAUGAAAGAUUUUCUGAUUGGGAUAAAGUAAGCUUUAUAUACUGCACAGAAUUGCACUACAGGAAAUAAGCUAGCCAUUUUCUGACUUGUUUAGAAGGGCUGCUUAAAUAUUUAGCAAAGGUUACAUUCCACAUCCUUUUUGUUUUCAUCUCCCUUUAAUUUGUUUCAGAGAGCAUACAACUUUAAUCAUUAAAUGCCUCAAUGCAGGAAGUUCUUGUAUGAUGGGUUUCUACCUCGUAUUGGGUUUUCAAAUUUCAGCCCGAUUACUCUUGCAUGUCAGGUGGUUUUGGAUAAGCAAAGGAUGGUGGUAUGUUUGGUGGUAUGAUGUGGUAUGCUAUUUUGUUAAAAAAGGAACACAAAACAUCUUAAAUCCGUUUUAAACAAGCCUGUUAAUAAUUUUCUUAAUUUCUAUAAACAUCAAAGACAAGUCAUAUAAAUUUGUGUUUUGAUGGCUUAUAUGGCACAAAUACCUUGAACUUCAAGAAAGUUGCUUGCUUUUGUUUCCUUAUAAUAAAAAGCACACAUUAAAAUGUU
This is a messenger RNA of Triplophysa rosa, 1945 nucleotides long. RefSeq names its product gsk3b interacting protein (gene gskip). Gene Ontology annotation, biological process: regulation of canonical Wnt signaling pathway. Bases 106 to 507 code for a protein of 133 amino acids. The transcript has 3 exons. Gene Ontology annotation, molecular function: kinase regulator activity; protein kinase A binding. The record is from RefSeq and is a predicted model, not a curated record. Gene Ontology annotation, cellular component: cytoplasm. Lineage: Eukaryota; Metazoa; Chordata; Actinopteri; Cypriniformes; Nemacheilidae.